AUGGCUACCAAUAACGAGACUCAAUCGGGCAUCAAGACCGUCCUCAUAAUAGGCGCCGUCUUCCCCGCAACCCCCAUCAUCCGCACCCUCGACAACGCCAACCUCGCCAUCCACGUCGCGCACCCCCGCGCCCUCUCCGACCCCUACAAACAAGUCACCUACCACGAAUGCGAAACGUCCGGCGCCGCGCUCAAAACUCUACUCUCGGAAAUCAAGCCAGACCUCAUCGUCAGCACCGUCUCCGGCGGCGCAUACGACACCCAAAAGGCCCUGAUCGAUGCGGCGCUCGAGGCGGGCGUCCCGCGCUUCAUCCCCUACGAGUUCGGGCAGGAUAGUUUGAAUGCGGGCGUUCAGGAGCGAUUGCAGCCCAGUCGGGGCCGGGGGAAGGUGAUAGAGUACUUGAAGUCUUUAUCCGGCGAUGGCGGCGGCAGCAGCAGCAAGCUAAGCUGGGUCGGCAUCGCGACCGGCGUGGAUUUGGAUCGCGGGCUGCUGAACGGGAAUCUGGGCUUCGACAUCAAGUGGCAGAGCGCGACGCUACAUGGGCAGGGAAGUGAGCGCUUCGCCGCCAGCUCGUCGUCGUGGAUUGGACGUGUGGUGCUGGCUGUGAUUCAGCAUUGGGACGCGGUGGCGAAUCGGUAUCUGUACGCUGCGGGGCUGACGACGAGUGGGGACGAGGUGGUGGCUGCGUUGGAGAAGGCCACGGGGCAGGAGUUUGUGGCUUCCAAGGGGGAUGUGAAGGAUUGCGUGAGGGAGGCGGAGGCGCGGAUUGAGAGGGGCUUUCCCGACGCGGGCAUGUUUCUUAUGCGCCGGUCGGUGAUGUACGACGAGGAGAUUGGGGCGGUGCGGGCCUUCGAGCAGGAAGAUGCGAAGAAGACGCUUGGGCUCGAGGCGGAGAAGUUGGAGGACAUUAUCGACUUUGUGAAUCACGAGUUUGCGCAUCAUCAACAGGGAGGUUGUGGGUGCGAUUGA
Neohortaea acidophila is the source of this 969-nucleotide messenger RNA. RefSeq lists its product as uncharacterized. The transcript is spliced from 2 exons. Bases 1 to 969 code for a protein of 322 amino acids. The record is from RefSeq and is a predicted model, not a curated record. NCBI's taxonomy places the organism in Eukaryota, Fungi, Ascomycota, Dothideomycetes, Mycosphaerellales, Teratosphaeriaceae.